AUGGUUAGCUUCGAUGUGGUGUCGCUUUUCAUGAAGGUGCCAAUCAAGGACACUAUGGAUCUGCUAGGAGGAAACUUCACCAAAGAUGUCUUGAGGCUCUUUCACAAUGUCCUAACCACAUCCUACUUCAGCUUCGAUGGCCAGUUCUACGAACAGACUUACAGUGUAGCCAUGGGCUCUCCACUAUCUCCGGUCAUUGCUAACUUCUACAUGAAGGAUUCUGAGGAGAGGGCGCUUGACUUGGCUCCACACAAGCCCCUAUGUUGGUUUCGCUAUGUGGAUGACACCUUCGUCAUCUGGCCCCACAGACCUGACAAGCUGAGGGAUUUCCUGAACCACCUAAACAGUAUCCACCAAAGCAUUCAGUUCACCAUGGAAACCAAAAGUGAAGGCCACCUUCCCUUCCUCGGCAUAGAUAUUUACAGGUGA
This is a messenger RNA of Cryptotermes secundus, 429 nucleotides long. RefSeq lists its product as uncharacterized. Lineage: Eukaryota; Metazoa; Arthropoda; Insecta; Blattodea; Kalotermitidae. The coding region runs from base 1 to 429 and encodes 142 amino acids. The transcript has a single exon. The record is from RefSeq and is a predicted model, not a curated record.